Molecule: messenger RNA, 5828 nt
Organism: Chlamydomonas reinhardtii
Lineage: Eukaryota; Viridiplantae; Chlorophyta; Chlorophyceae; Chlamydomonadales; Chlamydomonadaceae
Exons: 3
Coding region: 206-5422 (1738 amino acids)
Source: RefSeq, a predicted model, not a curated record
GCAUAACUUCGACGCCGUAGGCGCCGUGUUACGACGGCAUGAUGCUGAGUAGAUGCAGUAGCUGAAGAUCACACGGAGAACCAGCCUCAGCCGCAGCCGCAGUGAUUGCCAGCAGUAGUGCAGCCGCACCUGCCGCCGACCCACCCACAUCAACAUGCAGCAGCAUCAGCAGCCGCAGCAGGCCACUGUUGUAGCAGCUGGCAACAUGGCAGGAGUGCACAGCAUGAGCGGUGGCGGUGGCGGUGGCGGCGGUGGUGGAUUCAACUGGGCAGGGGCUGCAGGGCCAGCAGGGGCUGCUCCGCCUGGCGGUGGCACGUGUGCGGCGGGCCCAGCAGCAGCAGCAGGUGCACCUGUGCCGCACAUUGCUGCUAUGUCGUGUCAAGCACGCCAUUCACACCAGCAACACCACCACCACCAGCACCAGUACCACCAAUCCCAUCAUCACCAGCCCAACCCGCAGCAGCACUCGCAGCGGGGCCAGAGCAUGGGCGCUGCAGCUGCUGCUGCGGGACCUCGCAGUGCGCAACAGCAACAAGCCCCUCCGCCGCAUCAUCACACCCAUUGGGCGCAGCAGCACCCGCACCAGCACCCUCACCAACACCAGCACCACCCCCCGCACCAGCAGCCGCCGUGGCGCGGCGGUCCGGCAGCAGCUACGGCGGCAGCGGCAGCAGCACCAGCACCAAGUCCACUGCACGCAUACGGGCCGGGGCCGCAGGGGCGGCAGGGGAAGGGGCAGGGGCAAGGGCCGCAUCAGGGGCAGGGGCCGCGGGGGCCGCGGGGGCCGCAGGGGCCGCAGGUACAGGAGCCGCCCCCAGCGAGCGGCAGCUUCGGCUCAUGGGCGCAACCGCCACAUGCCGCCGCCGCCGCCGCCGCCAGCACAGCGGCACCCGGUGGUGGCGGAGGCGGCGGCGGUGGCGGCGGCGGUGUAAAGGCUGGGCCACAAUCGCAACCACCACCGCAGCCGCAACCAGUGCCGCCGCAUGCAGUACGUGGGUUGCAGCACCUUCACCACAUACCCCAGCAGCCGCAGCGGCAGUACCCGCUGGACCCGCAGCGACACCAAUGGCCGCCGCCGCCGCCGCCGCCACAACCGCCAGCAGCAGGAAGCACGAUCUACGCACCGCAGCCGCAGCAGCCACAUAAAUACACGUACCAGCCGCCAUCGCAGCAGCAGCACCAGCACCAACAGCACCAGCACCAGCAGCGAGCGGCGGUGCUCCCACCCGCUGCAAAGGUGAUGACGGUUCAAUUGGGACCAGCAGCAACACUUCCCGGGCCCCCACCCCCAGUAAUGCCGCCGCCAUCGCUGCCGCAGCAGGCGUCAGGCUGCAGCCGCCGCCCGGUGCUGUGCUCAGGGCCCUUUCCGAGCACCGCCAUCAGGGCUUCCAGCGGCGGUGCAAUGGCGGCGCCGCAGCAUCAACACCACAAGCACCAGCAACAGCAGCAGCAACAGCAACAGCAACAGCACCAGCGGCUGCUACAGCGGCUGGGUCUGCGUGUGGCGGUGGUGGGUGGCUCGCGCUGCCUGGUGGCGGCGGCGCCCUUCCGCUGUGUGGGCCGCGACGGGGCACCGCUGCUGCUGACGGUGCGGCUGAGUGCGGAGGAUGCGGCGGCGGUGGCGGCGGAGGAGGACGCCGAGGCAGAGGCAGGGCAGGAGGAAGCGGCGGCGGCAGCAAUGGCGGCGGCGGCUGAGACGGCAGCAGUGGUGGCAGCGGCGAGAGGGGUACAAGAUGAUGCGGCAGAGCGGGCGCAGGAGGAGGCAGAGGCGGCAGCGGUGGCGGAGGCGGACGCAGCUCAGGCACUAGAGGCGGCAGAGCAGGCACAAGAGGAGGCAGAGGCGGUGGCAGUGGCGGAGGCGGAAGAAAAAUUGCAGGCGGCGGCGGCCGAGGCAGCGGCCGCGUGUGGGGCGCUGCAGCAACCGAUGGCGGCUGCGGCGGCGGCGGGGGCAGCGGCAGGAGCGCCGACACAUCCGCCUCUACUGGUUAUGGCGGAGGCGGACGUAGAGGUAUCAGCAGCAGCAGGAGGCCUCCAGCGGCCCUUGCCGCCUUCGGCCGUUACCGCCGUGGAUCACGCUGCCGUGUCAACCGACGCAGCCGCCUUCACACAGGCUGCGGCACCGGCCGCAGCAUCAGCACCUGUCCAGCCGCCGCCAUCGCCGCCGCCGCCGCCUCUGCCGCCGCCGCCGCAGCCACCACAGCAGCCGACUGACAGCCCCAUUGGCACUGGCGGUGUGCAGCAGCGGCGGCGCGGCAGCGGCUGCCGGCGGCGGAUGCUGGGACCCUCGUCUGCCGCCGCAGCCGAGUCCUUGAGGCAGCAGCUGCGGCAGCUGCAACAUCAUCACCACGCAGAAGGGGAGGAGGAGGGCGGCCGUGAGCCUGUGGGGCCGACUGCAUCGGAUCCAGUGGCAGCUGCGGUGCCGGCGGCCAUUGCCGCUGCCGCUGCCGCUGCCGCCGCCAGCGCUGCCGGCACAAGAUCACCAGCAGCCGCAAAUCAUGGAGUUUCGGACAAAGCGGCAGUAGCACAGGCGCGCGGGCGCCAGCAGCUGCUGCUACAGCCGGUGCCGCUGCCCUCUCGGCCUCCACUGCUGACUGUCCCAACGACGGGCGCUGCUGCUACGGCCGCUACAGCUCCCGAGGCGCCGCAGUCACAGCAACCCAAGUCGCUGUUUGCGAAGCGGGCCGCCAGCAGCAGCGGCGUCACUACUGGUGCUAGCAGCAGCAAGAGGUCUCGAACGGGCGGCGGCGGCGGCGGCGGCAGAGGGCGCUGUGGGCAGGCUAUAGAGGAGGCUGGUGCUGCGGACGGCGGCGGUGCAGGCGGCGCUGGUGAAGGCGCACCUUUCGGCAGCACUGGGCCGGCUGAACCCGAGCCCACGGCAGCGGUGGCACCUGCUGCCGCACCUGCCGCCACACCUGCAGCACCUGCAGCACCUGCGGCGCCACCCAAGGUGGACGAAGCUGUCGUGCUUCUGGAGCCCCUGCCGCUGACGCCGCUGGAGGUGUCACAGCAGCAGCAGCAGCCGCCAUCGCAGCAGCAUCCAUCACAGUCGCAGUCAGUGUCGGAGCAGCUGCCGCUGAACCAGCUGCAGCUCCUUCAGGAGCAGGAGCAAUCGCAGCAGCAGGAGCCGCCGCCGCCGGAGCCAUCGCCUCAGCAUCAAGAGCAGGAGCAGGAUCAGGAGCGGGAGACGGCACAGCCGCCACUACUGGGGAGGAUGGCCGCACCGCAGCCACCGCCACUGCUGGUCUCAUUCCCGGUACCACUACCAUCAGCGCCGCCGCAGCCGUCGCCACCUCCUCAAAUGCAGCCCAUGCAGCCGCCGCCUCACCAGGCGCCCCCGCCACAGCAACCGCCGGCAGCACUGCUACAGCCGCCGCCUGCGCCAUGUCCGGCACCUCCCACCGCUGUAGGCGUAGCAAUGGCUGCUGUGGGGUGGCAGCAGCAGCACCAGGCCCUCCCUCACCUCCGACCGCCGCCUCCUCCGCCUCAACUACAGCCGCCACAGCCGCGCCGCUGCGCCACCUGCUGCCCACGUGCCUACUACUACGUCGCCAGCUUCCUCACAGACGACCUGAGCCUGUAUAGCAGCGGCAGUAGCACUAGCGGCGGCGGCGGCGGCGGCGGCGGCUGUAACGGUGCCGCUGCCUCUGGCUGUAGAUGUGGGCGCCGGGGUGGCGGCGCACCGCCGCCGCCGCCGCCACCACCGCCGCCGCCAGUGAACCUGCCGGCGUCGCACCCGGCGGCUCGGGCGGCGCUGCUGCGGGUGGUGGGGGUGCUGGUGCAGGAGGCGGCUCACUUUGGUGCGGCCAGCCGCCGCCGCGCCGCCGACAGGUAUUGGCGGUCGCUGGCCGCCCGUGCCGCUGUAGACGGCACGCCGCCGCCCGCCCUUCAGGAGUGGGCGGCAGCCACUGGCGGCCUGGAGCCGCCGCAGCCGCCGCCUCCGCCGGCAGCAGCAGCGCACCCACUAGCACCAUUGCUGACUGGCACAAUUACAGCAGCGGGGGCAGUGGGGGCAGCGGGGGCAGCGGGGGCAGCGGGGGCAGCGGGGGCAGCGGGCUCUGGUGUCGCAUCUGGCUUUUCAUCUGCAGCGGGCCGCAAGCGCCGCCGGGAGCCGCAAGGCGAUGGUGGCGGCGGUGGUGGUGGUGGGGAGCAUCAGGCGGGGGCUGCCGCCGGCACCGGUGCCGCUGCUUGCGUUGCGGCUGCCGCGGCGGGGGGAGGCAUGAGCAUUGCGGAGGCAAUGGCGGUGAGGAUGGCGGCACGGCGCAAGGCCGUCGCGGCUACAGGGGCCGAAGGCGGAGCUGCUGGUGGUGGCGGCGGCGGUCGGACUGGAGGAGGUGGAGGUGUUGGGGAGUUCCGGGCGCCCGGCCCCCUGGGUGUGGCGAGGCAGCAACAGCUGCAUCCGCAGCCGCACACCCGGCAGCAGCAGCUGCAGCCGCCGCCACAGCAGCGUCCGGAUCUGGUUGAGAGGCCAGCGGCUACAGCGGCUGUAGCCAAGCCGCAAGACUUGACUUCUUUGGGCAACAGUGCAAGCGCGCCUGCCCCCGCUGCUGCGGUCGAGCCACCGGCCGUCGCUGCAGCCGCCGCUGCCCAGCCAGCAGGCAAGCGGCCGAGACCUGUGGGCGCCAGCGCUGCCGCCGGUGCGGCGUUUGUCAACCCACGGCGGCAGCAGCAGCGUGUCGCACCGCGCCACGAGGCACUAGCAGUAGCAGCAGCAGCAGCAGCAGUAGGCGGCACCGCCUCCGCGGUGAAGGCCCCUCCUACUGCAGCUACUGCCGCAACCAAUGCUGCUACUGCUGCCAAUGCCAAUGCGGUUGUUGUUGCCGCCAUGUCGGGAGCAGUUCCGAGCCCUGCCCCCGCACCGUCGCCUGCUCCCGCGCCGUCGCCAGCCAACACCACCGCCGCCCCGGCGCUGGAGCUCGCGUCGCCGUUUCCGCCGCUGCUGCUGCUGGGCUCGGCCGCCUGCUCGCCACUCGGCGCAGCCGCGCCCGCAGCAGCCGCACUGGGGUCAUCAGCUGCGGGCGGCGCUGCUGGAGCCGCGGGGGCUGGUUCCACAGCUGCUGCUGCUGCGGCUGUUGGGGUCAGCAGCAAGCAUGCGCCACCGCCGUUCGCACACGGCUUCGCCGCCCCGACCACGGUGAAAUUUGUGGCACCAGGGGAUACGCCGACCGCGGCAGUAGGUGUUGUGGCGAGGGGCAGCAACGAGGAGGGCGCGGUCCUGGCGGCUCCGGCUGUAGCAGCAGUAGCAGCAGCAGCGGCAGUAGCAGCGGCGCCUGGGGCAGUAGCAGGAAGACCCGCAGCCGCCGCGGCGACCGAAGAGGCGUCCAUGGAUGGCCUGACGGCGUCACAGGCGGAGGCGCUGGAGGCGCUCGAGUCCAAGUACAUGGGCGGAGGGGGCGGAGGGGUGGGGUGGGUGGGGGGGCGCUAGAAGGUAGCUAGGGGUUGACACGGUAUGAGAGUGGAGAGAGCGAGGGCGCUGGGGCGGCAGUCCAACUGGCUGAAGCACCGAAGCGUUUGAGAGGGCAUGUGAGGGCCUGGAGGCAAGCGCUCAGUGAUAGGCGGGCUGAGGAGGAAUCAACGACUACAACGACGAGUGGUGCCGUGCUGCCAAGUCGAGAUGAUGGGUGCUGCAUACGGUGCGCAGUGCUAGCUACGCGCGUGUCGUUGGUGGGUCAAGGGUGGCGGCCGCCGAUAAAAGCGGCCUGGCGGUUGGCGGCCAGGCGCGGCGUUGGCUUGGGCGGCAGACAGGCAGUGAGCAGUGAGGCAGUGAGUGGCAGAACUGAAGGGACUGGAUCGGCGGGACGUGGACGCGUGGUGGGUCGUGUUCACAAUGG